Molecule: messenger RNA, 2271 nt
Organism: Ipomoea nil (Japanese morning glory)
Lineage: Eukaryota; Viridiplantae; Streptophyta; Magnoliopsida; Solanales; Convolvulaceae
Exons: 3
Coding region: 1-2271 (756 amino acids)
Molecular function (GO): RNA-DNA hybrid ribonuclease activity; nucleic acid binding
Source: RefSeq, a predicted model, not a curated record
AUGUGGCUUACCGAGGUGUUUGAUAUGUUGACAGAAGAACAGUGCGGUCUUGUUGUCCCCGUGUUGUACCACAUAUGGGCUUCCCGGAACUUGGCCGUAUGGGAAAGGGCUCUACCGCGACCCGAGCGGACUUGGAGGUGUGCGGCAGCAGCUAUGCAGUCUUUCCGGCAGGUGCACCAUCGCUCCCUGCAACCUGUGCAGCAGCCGGCUACUAUCCUCGACGGAAUGAACACACGGCCGAAGUGCUUCUUCGACGCGGGCAUCAAACAGCAGACUGGAGAGGCCACGUACGGGAUCGUCUUGAUCUCACACGAUGGAGCCUUUGUAGCAGCAACAAACAGCAAACUAGCAAGCUCUCUCUCGCCACUUAUGGCGGAAGCGUUAGCUUGCAAGGAGGCCCUAUCUUGGCUCAGAGCACGGGACGUGUUAACAGUGGAUCUACUUACGGAUUGCUCAGAAUUGCGGAGUUCCAUACUUUCAGACUCUUCAGCCAUCUUGUCCUACAUUGGGGUCACUACAGAGCAGUGUUACCCUUAUGCAAGGCGAUUAUCAGGAAAUGAAGUUGAAUUUGUGGAAAAUUUGUCAGCGAUGCAUGUGAAACCAGGAGACAUUUUAACGUCUGUGAAGAGGCAAAAUCCGGAAAAUGUUUCCAUCACAAAAACCAUAUACAAUGCAUGCCAAAAAUUUCGGAUGAUGGAGAAAGCAGGUAAAACUCAAAUGCAAGUUGUUAUGUCUUUUUUACAUAACAAUGGUUAUGUGCAUGAGAGUCGAACUAAUAUUGCAACAAAUGAGUUAGAAGAUUUGUUCUUUGUUCAUCAUAAAUCUUUGGAGAAGUGGCGUGCAUUUCCACAUGUGUUGUUGAUAGAUGCGACGUAUAAAACAAAUAGGUACUCGAUGCCCCUCGUCGAAAUGACUGAUCGAUAUCUCAAUUUUGGAAAUCACACCACGAAUAGAGUUGAGAGUCAGCAUGCCAACUUAAAAAAGUACUUGGAGUCAUCACAGUCAGAUUUGGAGACAUCAUUGGAUUAUAUCGACAGAGUCAUUAAGUCACAAGACACAUCAAUCAAAUCAAGUCUUGAACAAAGCAAAAUUGUCAUUCGACAUCGGUUCAACACUUCACACUUUCAAGAAUUGCGUGGAUUUGUGUCUAUUCAUGCACUGAAUCUCAUUUUUAAUGAGUUUGCGAGGUCACAAGUUGGCGAGUUUACUUUUGAAAAUUGUGGAUGUCAAUUGCGAACAAGUUGUGGGCUUCCAUGUGCACACGAGCAGGUAACAUAUUUUAACUGUAAGCCCAUCGCACUUGAUUCGAUUGAUAUAUUUUGGAGGAAGCUCGACUUAUCAUCUUCCAUCUCUCUAACCAAUGAGGAUUUUGGUGUUGAGCAUGAGCUUCAUAUGUUUAAGGAUCAGUUAAAGAAACAAUCAAGAACUGGUAAAUUCAGCAUAUUGAGAAAGUUUAGGGAGUUGAUCGCGCCAUCUACAACAUCAAUCCGUGAGUCAGCCGUGCAAUUAAAUGUUUGUGGGCGUCCCAGUUCAAAAAACAAAUCUCUCAUAAGAACUCUAUCUCUCAGAAAAACUCAAGUCGAACCAAAUAAUAUUCAAUUUCAAGAACCAGCUCGGAAUAGUUGUUCAGCUGCAUCAAAUUCAGGUAAUAGACAUUUUUACCAUCCAUAUAUUCUUCAACUCCCGGUUAUAUUCCAUCCUUUUAUCAUGCAAGUGCAAGAUGUGAGAUAUGACGGAAACUGUGGAUUUCGAGCAGUAGCUCUAUGUCUUGGUUUUAAGGAGGACGAAUGGUUCAAAAUUCGAUCCAAUUUAAUCGAAGAACUAGAGUCUCACAAGAUGGAAUAUACCAAUAUGUUUGGAACUCAAGGAUGGUAUAAUGUCUAUAACAUGUUGAAUUUUUUUGCACAAGAUCGGUGUGCACCAGUUGAGCACUGGAUGACUAUGCCGGAGAUGGGUGUACUAAUUGCUUCCCGAUACAAUGUGAUACUACAUGUUUUGAGUAUGGCCGGCAGUACAACAUAUUUACCACUCCGAUCUAGCCCACCACCUUGGUACGAGCAUGUAGCAAUAGCCCUUGGUUAUGUUAAUAAUAACCAUUAUGUUAAGGUAACAUUGACAGGAGGGUACCCAAUGCCUACUAUUGCUCCACAAUGGGCUUAUUUUAGAUAUGAUUGUGCAAAUGCAUGGAUUACUCCAUAUAUGAAUCGGAUUGAAAGUUACAAUGAGCAUGUACGCUCUAAUUGUACUCGGAAAAAUGUUAUAUUAGAUUGA